CGUCAAGGCGAUUGAGAGGAAAAAGAGAAGGGGUUUGGGGCCUGGCCGGCGAACCGAGGCUGAGGGCGGUUGGGCGGUUCCGUGGGGCGGUGUCCAGAGAGCUGCGGGGCCCGGGCCCCAGGGGUUCACGCCACAACUCCAGAAGGUGUCUGAGCCAGCGCGCCGGCGAGGAGUAGCGGCUAGUGGGACCCCGCGGGCCGGGACCAUGGGCUGCUUCUUCUCCAAGAGGCGGAAGGCUGAGAAGGAGUCGCAGCCGGAGGGCGAGGAGGAGCGGCCGAAGCAGUACAGCUGGGACCAGCGCGAGAAGGUUGAUCCGAAAGACUACAUGUUCAGUGGACUGAAGGAUGAAACAGUAGGUCGCUUACCUGGGAAAGUGGCAGGACAACAGUUUCUCAUUCAAGACUGUGAGAACUGUAACAUCUAUAUUUUUGAUCACUCUGCUACAGUUACUAUUGAUGACUGUACUAACUGUGUCAUUUUUCUGGGACCGGUGAAAGGCAGUGUGUUUUUCCGGAAUUGCAGAGAUUGCAAGAGCGCAUUAGCCUGCCAACAGUUUCGUGUGCGGGAUUGUAGAAAGCUGGAAGUCUUUUUGUGCUGUGCCACUCAGCCCAUUAUUGAGUCUUCCUCGAAUAUCAAGUUUGGCUGUUUUCAGUGGUACUACCCCGAAUUAGCUUUCCAGUUCAAAGAUGCAGGGCUCAGUAUCUUCAAUAAUACCUGGAGUAACAUUCAUGACUUUACACCUGUGUCAGGAGAACUCAAUUGGAGCCUUCUUCCAGAAGAUGCUGUCAUUCAGGACCAUGUUCCUCUACCUACCACCGAAGAGCUCAAAGCUGUCCGCCUUUCCACAGAAGCCAGUAGAAGUAUCGUUCCAGUGUCCCGGGGUCAGAGACAGAAGAACAGUGAUGAGUCAUGCUUAGUGGUAUUAUUUGCUGGUGAUUAUACUAUCGCAAAUGCCAGGAAACUAAUUGAUGAGCUGGUUGGUAAAGGCUUUUUCCUGGUUCAGACAAAGGAGGUGUCAAUGAAAGCUGAAGAUGCUCAAAGGGUUUUUCGGGAAAAAGCACCUGACUUCCUUCCUCUUCUGAACAAAGGUCCUGUUAUUGCCUUGGAGUUCAAUGGAGAUGGCGCUGUAGAAGGAUGUCAACUUAUUGUCAACGAGAUAUUCAGUGGGACCAAGAUGUUUGUAUCAGAAAGCAAGGAUGCAGCAUCUGGAGAUGUAGACAGCUUCUACAACUUUGCUGAUAUACAAAUGGGAAAAUGAAGUGCAAUGUGGAACCAAGGACUUGAUUUUAAGCCCUUUUCAAUUUGUGUAUUAUCAAUGGUUUUUUUUACUGAUGCUAAAAUUGUUAGUCAUUUUUAAAAUAAAUUGUUGAAUACUGCAUCAUUUAGUUGAGGUUCAAAAAGAGUUCACUUUAAAUUAAGUAGUUUUAAUCAGCUUAAAAACCAUUUAACCCAGUUCAGUGAGCUUGUAGGUUUUGUUUCUCUGCAUAUGAUACUGUUAUUAGAAAAUAGAAGUGGCUAACAGUUCAUGAUUUUAGUCCUAAUUAAACGUUCUUUCAAAUCUCUAAUUUACACUUUCCUCAGUACUCCAUGAUAUUUGAGAAUAUAUUCCAUUGCUUAUUUUCUUUUUUAAUUUAGAAGGAUUCAUUACUAGCGGAUCAGUUAGAAUGAACCUAUGCGCAUUUUUUUCAUGUAUAUACAUCCAGUUAAAUAUUUGCUUCCUAGUUGCAUAAUAUGGCAAAUGAAAUUUUGCAUACAGAGUUGACAUAAUACUUUGUAAAUUAAGUUUUUUAAAUUAAUAGGUAUUUGAUAACCAGUUUUGCAAGUAACUCUACUAACUGAUGUUGGUAUAGCUGUUUAAAGACUACUUUGUGAGUAGUAUGAUUAUUUGAAUAAAUUCCACAUUGUUUAGUUUUUGAAUACAACUGCUAGAUGACUCUUCUGCUUCCUGGUAGGAAAAGGUAUAUGCAACACUGAAACUAUAGAAGCCCAAUCACCAGCAGUUCAAAAAGGUGAUCACUGUUUUAUCAGCUCUUAUGAGCUAUUAGAAUUAAAACAAAACCUUGCAACAUUUAGGUAAGAAAUACUUAAGCAUAGUGAUAAGCUAUGCAGAUUAUUAAAAAGCUAGAUAAAUUUGAUUUUCAUUAGAUAUGCCACUUCUAUCAAUCAAUGUUCAAGUAUGAUAAAAUUAUUUUGGUUGCUUUAAAGCAUUAUUUUCCAGAUCAACCUGACCGUAAUAAUUUACCAGGGGGCAGGGGAGAGCUACUUGUUUAAAAAUCCACAUUCUUGGACCAAUCCUUAGGCAAAUCGAUUCAGUGCCCAGGGGAAACUCUGUUUUAAGGGGUUUGUUGUAACAUAAGGUAAUCAGAAGAUCUUGAUAGGUUGAUCUUAUGAGAAGGGACUGAACCUGCCAUCUACACCACACAGAGCAGCUAAUCAGAAGUUAGCUUUCAUAGGUCUAUUUUUAAAAGGAACCUUGAAUUUAAUUAUGUUUUGAUAAAACUAAGGCUGAAAAUAAUCACUUGUAAAAAUUCCUCUUAUGAUUGUUACUAACAAUGUAUUUUUGUGUUUAAACUGAAAAUAUUUUUGUGGAUAUUUUCAGAUUCAUUUACAACUAUUGCAUUGAAUUGUGUGUCGAUGUUCAGAAAUCAUACAUUAAAAGACUUUUCACUUUAAAUUAAUAAGUAAUAUUGACCACCUACCCUGUGCCUCACCUUGUAUUAGCAUUGUAUCAUUUCAGUCUUUCUACAGGAGCAUUCUGUUCUACAUAACCUAUCCUUUAAAUCAAAAUGAAUUCAUAAGAUGCAAAUAAAAAUCGGUGAUGGGUUUAAUAUAAUUUUUAUCAUAAUUUACAAAUGAGCUUUGCCAAGUAGUAGUCAGAGGACAUUAAUUUUUCUCAUAGGUAAGCUAAAUUAAACAUAUUCUUUCUGAUCAUAAUUACAUUAUUAAAUCCCAUUAUUCACAGUUUAAAAAAUCACAAUACUUUGUUUUUCAAAAAUAUAAUACAAUGUUAUACAACGCUGUAAAUUGAGUUCUUUAUUUUACCUAUGGUAUUUUAGCAAAAACUCAGGAAUAUUACAUAUAAGGGAGAUGUUAAUUUAAAAAUUUCCCCUAAAUUUAGUAUCUAUUCACCAAAGCCUGAAAUUUUAUACUCUUCUGUUAGAUAAGAGCUUUUACCCAAGUUUAAUUUGUCUUUCAGGACAGUUCUUUUCUUCUGAAUGUUUGAAAAGAUUUUUUAAAAAUAAGUAGUGCUAUGGUUGUUGUUUCUAUCAUUCUAAACCUUGAUUGUAAUUAGAGUAUUCUACAUUUCAUUUCUGAAUAGCUUUUGAAUUCAUGAAAAAGUAUUAGCAAUGAAAACUUAGUAAUUUUAUUAAGUUAUACAUAUUUAGACAUUAUAUUAGCUUAUUUCUCUUGUGUUAAUAGUACUGCUGUUUUUGCUUCUGUAUAUUUAUAUCUAGCUUUUGUA
Molecule: messenger RNA, 3463 nt
Organism: Balaenoptera acutorostrata (minke whale)
Lineage: Eukaryota; Metazoa; Chordata; Mammalia; Artiodactyla; Balaenopteridae
Gene: RP2
Product: RP2 activator of ARL3 GTPase
Exons: 5
Coding region: 206-1258 (350 amino acids)
Biological process (GO): post-Golgi vesicle-mediated transport
Cellular component (GO): cilium; periciliary membrane compartment
Molecular function (GO): GTPase activator activity
Source: RefSeq, a predicted model, not a curated record